Messenger RNA from Drepanopeziza brunnea f. sp. 'multigermtubi' MB_m1, 1011 nucleotides. The record is from RefSeq and is a predicted model, not a curated record. Lineage: Eukaryota; Fungi; Ascomycota; Leotiomycetes; Helotiales; Drepanopezizaceae.
AUGUUGUUCUCAUCCCUGCUCAUCGCCGUCCUUUUAGGCUUCACACAUCCAAUUCUCUCCUCCAUUGUCCGCAUCAACGCCCUCGGCGACAGCAUCACCGGCUCCCCAGGCUGCUGGCGCGCCUUGCUUUGGCAAAACCUCCAGACAGCAGGCGUCACCAACACAGAUUUCGUCGGGACCCUCGCCCCGCAAGGCUGCGGCUUCAACUACGAUGGCGAGAACGAUGGUCACGGCGGCUACCUCGCAACCGGCAUUGCGUCCGCCUCUCAACUCCCAGGUUGGCUCGCAAUCUCCCUUCCCGACAUUGUCAUGAUGCAGCUAGGAACCAACGACGUGUGGUCUUCCCUACCCACGGCCACGAUCCUGGCCGCGUACUCAACGCUCGUGGGUCAGAUGCGCGUUCAGAAUCCGAAGAUGGUGGUUCUAGUUGCCCAAAUCACGCCAAUGGCGCCGGCGGGGUGUGCGAGUUGUGCGCAGGGAGUUGUGAGUUUGAAUGCGGCGAUUCCAGCGGUGUGUGGAUAUCUCUUUCUUAUCAUUUCGCGUGUCAAGAUUUUGAAUGUGGAAUGUUGGGCGGCUGCUAUCUCGACGGCGACGAGCCCGGUGAAUGUGGUGGAUUGCUGGACGGGGUUCAAUACCACGCUGAAUACGGGGGAUGGCGUGCAUCCCAAUGAGUCGGGUAACGUGAUAUUGGCGCACGAUUGGUUCGCGCCACUCAGCAGCGCCAUCGUGAAAGUUCGAGGAGGAGGAGGAGGAGGAGGAGCAACGAGCACAGUAACGAGUGCAGCAACGAUAUCUUCGAAUAGCAAGCCGGUGACAGCGAGCACGUUGGCAACUAAAACCUCGUCGAGCGCUCAGCCUACAAGUACUGGGGCCGGGAGUCCGCUCUAUGGACAAUGUGUCCCACAGGCGGCCAAAGUUGGACUGGCCCGUUUGGAUGCGUCGUUGGGAGCACUUGCAAGUAUUACAGCGACUUCUAUAGCCAGUGCCUUCCUAGCUGAAGAAGCGAAUUGA